AUGGGCAGCAGGAGCUGGAACUGGGCUCUGGUCUGGGCCUCUGUGGCCUUGUUCACGGUAUGGCCAGCAGAGAGCCAGAGCGAGGUAGAAGAACUGAGCUCAGAACACCCCGAAUUCACAGGAGAUGGUCAGAAAGUGUACAGUGCUUCCACAUCCUCGUCCACCUGGCACAUCACCUUCAUCCCGCCCAUGACUGUCUUCCCGACCAUGAGCCCCGCAAACCUGGCACACAACGGGAGGGUGUGCAGCACAUGGGGUGACUUCCACUACAAGACCUUCGACGGUGACAUGUUCCACUUCCCCGGCCUCUGUAACUAUGUCUUCUCUUCACACUGUGGGGCCACCUAUGAGGACUUCAACAUCCAACUGCGUCGUGGUCUUGAGGGCUCCAGGCCCGUGGUCACUCAUGUGGUCCUCAGGGCCCAGGGGCUGGUGAUUGAGCUGGCCAAUGGCUCUGUCCUGGUGGACGGACAGCAGGUGGAGCUGCCCUACAGCCGUGCAGGUCUUCUGAUGGAGAAGACCAGUGGGUAUGUGAAGCUCAGCAUCCGGCUAGUCCUCACCUUCCUGUGGAAUGAAGACAGUGCUCUGCUGGAGCUGGACUCUAAAUAUACUAACCAGACGUGUGGGCUGUGCGGCGACUUCAAUGGGCUCCCAGGUGUCAACGAGUUCUACGCCCACAACACCAGGCUGACCCCUGUACAGUUUGGAAACCUGCAGAAGCUGGAUGGUCCUACUGAGCAGUGCCAGGACACCCUGCCCUCAGCGGUCAGCAAUUGCACAGAUAGGGAGGACAUCUGCCGCCGCAUCCUGCUUGGCCCUGCCUUUGCCGAGUGCAUUGCCCUGGUAGAUGUCAACAUGUACUUGGAUGCCUGUGUCCAGGAUCUGUGCCGCUGCCCCACAUGCCCAUGCGCCACUUUUGCUGAAUAUUCCCGCCAGUGUGCCCAUGCAGGAGGCCAUCCGCAGAACUGGAGGAGUCCUGAUCUCUGCAACUGGACAUGCCCCUUCAACAUGGAACACCAGGAGUGCAGCUCGCCCUGUGUGGAUACCUGCUCCAACCCCCAACGCUCUCAACUCUGCGAGGAUCACUGCAUGGAUGGCUGCUUCUGUCCCCCAGGCACUGUGCUGGAUGACAUCAGACACUUGGGCUGCCUGCCCCUGGAGCAGUGCCAUUGCACCCGUGGUGGGCACACUUAUGCCCCUGGAGAGUCCUUCAACACCAGUUGCAGCUCCUGCACCUGCUCUGGGGGGUUGUGGCAGUGCCAGGACCUGCCGUGCCCCGGCACCUGCUCUGUGCAAGGUGGGUCCCAUGUCUUCACCUAUGACGAGAAACUCUACAAUGUGCACGGGGACUGCAGCUACGUCCUGUCCAAGAAAUGUGCAGAUAGCGGCUUCACUGUGCUAGUCGAUCUGCGAAAGUGUGGACUGACGGACACUGAGAACUGCCUCAAAGUGGUUACACUCAACCUCAAUAGUGGGGACAUGGUCAUCCGGAUCCAGGCCAACGGUGCUGUGUUCCUGAACUCCAUCUUUACUCAGCUUCCCAUGUCAGCAGCCAACGUCACCAUCUUCAGUCCAUCAUCCUUCUUCAUUGUGGUGCAGACUGGCAUGGGACUGCAGCUGCAGGUGCAGCUGGUGCCCGUCAUGCAGGUGUUUGUCAGGCUGGACCCCUCCUACCAUGGCCAGAUGUGUGGCCUGUGUGGUAACUUCAACCAGAACCAGGCUGAUGACUUCACAGCCCUCAGUGGGGUAGUGGAGGGCACAGGAGCCGCCUUCUCCAACACCUGGAAGACUCAAGCCUCCUGCCCCAAUUCCAAGAACACCUUUGAGGACCCCUGUUCGUACAGCGUGGAGACGGAGAACUAUGCCCAGAAGUGGUGUUCCAUGCUCACUGAAAGCUCAGGAGUCUUCUCGGCCUGCCAUGCCACCGUCAGCCCGGUGCCCUUCUACUCGAACUGCAUGUUUGACACGUGCAACUGUGAAAACAGCGAGGACUGCAUGUGUGCCGCCCUGUCCUCCUAUGUGCAUGCCUGUGCCGCCAAAGGGGUGCUGCUCAGUGGCUGGAGAGACAAUGUCUGCUUCAAGUACAUGAACAACUGUCCCAAAACCAAGAGCUACUCCUAUGCAGUGAGCACUUGCGAGCCUACCUGCCGCUCUCUGAGUGAAGCUGAUGUCACCUGUGGCGUCUCCUUUGUGCCCGUGGAUGGCUGCACCUGCCCUGAAGGCACCUUCCUGAAUGACAAGGGUCACUGUGUGCGUGAUGAGGAGUGCCCCUGCUUCUUCCAUGGAACUGUGGUGGCCGCCAGAGAGUUCGUUAUGGACAAUGGGGUGGUGUGUUCAUGUGAAAAGGGGAAGCUGACCUGUCUUGGAGCCCUGAUGCAGAAGAACACAGAGUGCCAGGCACCUAUGGUAUAUCUAGACUGUAACAAUGCCUCAGUUGGUGACCAAGGAUCUGAAUGCCUCAGAAGCUGCCAAACACUGGAUGUGGAAUGUUUCAGCACACACUGCGUCUCUGGCUGUGUGUGUCCCUCAGGGCUGGUAGCAGACGGGAAUGGGGGCUGCAUUGCUGAGGAGGACUGCCCCUGCGUACACAAUGAGGCCACCUAUAGACCUGGGGAGAGCAUCCGGGUAGACUGCAAUAACUGUACCUGCAAGAACCGCCGGUGGGAGUGCACUGACCAACCUUGUAUGGGUGCAUGUGUGGCCUAUGGGGAUGGCCAUUUUGUUACCUUUGAUGGUGAACGCUACAUCUUUGAAGGCAGCUGCGAGUAUACCUUGGCUCAGGACUACUGCAGAGGCAACACCAGUACUGAUGGGACCUUUCGUAUUAUCACUGAGAAUGUCCCUUGUGGGACCACGGGAACCACAUGUUCCAAGACCAUCAAGAUCUUUGUGGAGAGCUACGAGCUGAUUCUUCAUGAGGGGAACUUCAAGGUGGUAGAGAGAGGGCCAAGUGGGGACCCUCCAUACAAGAUCAGAUACAUGGGCAUUUUUCUGGUCAUUGAGAUCCGCAGUGGGAUAGUCGUGUCCUGGGACAGGAAGACCAGUGUGUUUGUCCGACUGCAGCAGCAUUACAAGGGCAGGGUCUGUGGCCUGUGUGGGAACUUUGACGACAAUGCCAUCAAUGACUUCACCACGCGCAGCCAGUCUGUGGUGAGUGAUGUUCUGGAGUUUGGAAACAGCUGGAAGUUCUCCCCAUCCUGCCCAGAUGCCCCAGUUCCCAAGGACCCUUGCACUGCCAACCCUUACCGCAAGUCCUGGGCCCAGAAAAAGUGCAGCAUCAUCAACAGCGCGACCUUCGCAGCCUGCCACUCCCAGGUUGACUCUACCAAGUACUACGAAGCUUGUGUGCAUGAUGUGUGUGCCUGUGACUCAGGGGGUGACUGCGAGUGUUUCUGCACUGCUGUGGCUGCCUAUGCCCAGGCCUGCCGUGAUGUGGGCGUGUGCUUGUCCUGGAGAACACCAGACAUCUGCCCUCUUUUCUGUGACUACUACAACCCUCAUGGGGAGUGUGAGUGGCAUUACCAGCCCUGUGGAGCCCCCUGUCUGAAGACCUGUCGAAACCCUGCUGGACGCUGCCUUGUUGACCUGCCAGGCCUGGAAGGCUGCUACCCACAAUGCCCACCCAGUCAGCCUUUCUUCAGUGAGGACCAGAUGAAGUGUGUGGCCCAGUGUGGAUGCUAUGAUGAUGAUGGAAACUACCACGAUAUUGGCACACAGGUCCCUACAGCAGAGAACUGCCAGAGUUGUCUCUGCACCCCUGAUGGCCUCAAGUGUGUUCACAACCUUACAGCUUGCAUAUGCACCUAUGAGGGCCGUACCUACCACUACGAUGAUGUUGUCUACAACACCACGGAUGGCCUUGGUGCAUGCUUAGUGGCCAUCUGCAAAGACAAUGGGACAAUCAUACGCACAACAGAAGAGUGCCCUGCAGUCUUGUCUACCACACCGUUCACAUUCACCAAUACUUUGGUACCCCAUACCACAACAGGCUCAGCUCCGACUGCAUCCACUGUGUCCACGGUGUGUGUCCGCGAGGUCUGCCGCUGGUCCAUUUGGUAUGAUGAAAGCCAUCCAGAGCCUGGCACGACAGGUGGGGACUUUGAAACGUUUGAGAACCUGAGGCAGAAAGGGUACCAGGUGUGUCAAAGCCCUGCUGCCAUUGAGUGUCGUGCUGAGAAGUUCCCCAGCAUGGACUUACAGAAGCUGGGACAGAAGGUGAACUGUGACCCAUCCUGGGGGCUGAAAUGUCUUAACAGUGAGCAGAGUCCGCCACUCUGCUACAAUUAUGAGCUAAGGGUUCUGUGCUGUGAUUACGUGCCCUGUAGUUCCACCCUGACCUCAGGCGCAAGCACCACUCAGUCCCGACCAGAGAUCAACAGAGAUACUCAGAGGCCCACUCAGAGUACUCAGACAGCAUCCUCAGUGUCCAAGUCCACACCCUUGUGGACCACAGAAGGGAAAGAGACAUCUCUGGAUACAAUUCACAGCUCAAGACAAACAGUGACCUUCGCCUCAAAAAGAAGGGCCACUUCACAUCAUAUUGGGGCCACAAAAUCAGCCAGCAGCCUUGUCACAUCCAGCGCAACAUCAGUAUUCAACUCACAGACAGGGUCCACUUCAAGAGCCAGCACGGUCACACAGAUAAUCAGCAGCCCCGUGACCUCAACCUCCUGCCAACCCCAAUGUCAGUGGACAGGGUGGCUUGACACAGACUACCCUACAUCUGACAGCGAGGGAGAAGACAUUGAGACAUAUGAGAGGAUCAGGGCCACUGGGGCAGAUAUCUGUGAACAGCCUCAGGGCAUCCAGUGUGUGGCCCAGAACUACCCUGACAUGAGUUUGGACAUGUUGGGUCAGGAAGUGACGUGUGAUGUCAACUUCGGUCUGGUGUGCCGCAACAGGGACCAGAAAGGUGAUUUUGGGAUGUGCUACAAUUACAUGAUCCGGGUGCUGUGCUGCAGUGUGAGCCAUUGCCAGGGACCGACCACCACUGCGGGCUCACCCCCCACACCACGGACUGCCACCACUGCUACCCAGACCCUGUCCUCCAAGCCUUAUCCCAACACCAGUCCAGUUGAGACCUGGUCUCCUUCAGGCUCCACCAGCGUCAAGGGCUCAGAGAUGCCCACCUCUGGGAUCCUAACUGCAAGUGUGUCAUCCCCACCCAGCACUUCUCUGACAGCCACCUCAAAGACCACUCAGCAUCCCAGGAGCCCAGAAUCCUCUGGGACUCCUUCAGUGGUGACAACAAGGUCCACCUCUCAAGGGCACUCCCUACCUCCCAGCAGUCCCCAUGCUACCAGCUCAUUCUCAGCAACAACCUCAAGGACUUCCCUGGCCAGAGGGACAACCUUCUCUACCUCUCUGACCACCCCUGGACCAUCCUAUUCCCCUCCUGGAAGCACCGGCAUGAGCUCAUCCACGGCGGCCUCCACGAGCAGAGCAAUUACACAUUCCAAGACUACCCCAGAGCUCACUGGAGCUCCUUCAGCCAGCACCACAGAACCACUCGGGACACCGACCACGGCCACUUCAGCAGCCAGCACGGUCAGCACACCUGUGACCUCUACCACCUGCCAACCCCAAUGUCUGUGGACAGGGUGGCUUGACACAGACUACCCCACGUCUGACGGCGAGGGAGAAGACAUUGAGACAUAUGAGAGGAUCAGGGCCACUGGGGCAGAUAUCUGUGAACAGCCUCAGGGCAUCCAGUGUGUGGCCCAGAACUACCCUGACAUGAGUUUGGACAUGUUGGGUCAGGAAGUGACGUGUGAUGUCAACUUCGGUCUGGUGUGCCGCAACAGGGACCAGAAAGGUGAUUUUGGGAUGUGCUACAAUUACAUGAUCCGGGUGCUGUGCUGCAGUGUGAGCCAUUGCCAGGGACCGACCACCACUGCAGGCUCACCCCCCACACCACGGACUGCCACCACUGCCAGUUCUAGGUCAAUCACACAUACUUCCUGGCCUGUGUCCAGCAUAUCCACCAUCACCAGCACCACAGAAUCUAUUUCAUCCCCUGGAAAAACCACAAUCCGCACCAUGGCUUCUUCCACAGCCACAACCACACCCAGGGAGACUCAAACCUCAUCAUGGCUAUCCACUGGUCUCUCCCCAGCCCUUACAACUACAAGGACCACUUCCACAGGCUCAAGCAGGCCAACAACCAAACCUGUUUCAACUACCAUAUCCGUCACUCCCAGCACUGCCAAGCUGACAACAAAGUCCUCCUCGUCUACCUCUCUGACCACCCCUGGACCAUCCUAUUCCCCUCCUGGAAGCACCAGCAUGAGUUCAGCCACGGCGGCCUCCACGAGCAGAGCAAUUACACAUUCCAAGACUACCCCAGAGCUCACUGGAGCUCCUUCAGCCAGCACCACAGAACCACUCGGGACACCGACCACGGCCACUUCAGCAGCCAGCACGGUCACACACACGGUCAGCACACCUGUGACCUCUACCACCUGCCAACCCCAAUGUCAGUGGACAGGGUGGCUUGACACAGACUACCCCACGUCUGAUGGCGAGGGAGAAGACAUUGAGACAUAUGAGAGGAUCAGGGCCACUGGGGCAGAUAUCUGUGAACAGCCUCAGGGCAUCCAGUGUGUGGCCCAGAACUACCCUGACAUGAGUUUGGACAUGUUGGGUCAGGAAGUGACGUGUGAUGUCAACUUCGGUCUGGUGUGCCGCAACAGGGACCAGAAAGGUGAUUUUGGGAUGUGUUACAACUACAUGAUCCGGGUGCUGUGCUGCAGUGUGAGCCAUUGCCAGGGACCGACCACCACUGCGGGCUCACCCCCCACACCACGGACUGCCACCACUGCUACCCAGACCCUGUCCUCCAAGCCUUAUCCCAACACCAGUCCAGUUGAGACCUGGUCUCCUUCAGGCUCCACCAGCAUCCAGGGCUCAGAGAUGCCCACCUCUGGGAUCCUAACUGCAAGUGUGUCAUCCCCACCCAGCACUUCUCUGACAGCCACCUCAAAGACCACUCAGCAUCCCAGGAGCCCAGAAUCCUCUGGGACUCCUUCAGUGGUGACAACAAGGUCCACCUCUCAAGGGCACUCCCUACCUCCCAGCAGUCCCCAUGCUACCAGCUCAUUCUCAGCAACAACCUCAAGGACUUCCCUGGCCAGAGGGACAACCUUCUCUACCUCUCUAACCACCCCUGGACCAUCCUAUUCCCCUCCUGGAAGCACCAGCAUGAGCUCAUCCACGGCGGCCUCCACAAGCAGAGCAAUUACACAUUCCAAGACUACCCCAGAGCUCACUGGAGCUCCUUCAGCCAGCACCACAGAACCACUCAGGACACCGACCACGGCCACUUCAGCAGCCAGCACGGUCACACACACGGUCAGCACGCCUGUGACCUCUACCACCUGCCAACCCCAAUGUCAGUGGACAGGGUGGCUUGACACAGACUACCCCACGUCUGACGGCGAGGGAGAAGACAUUGAGACAUAUGAGAGGAUCAGGGCCACUGGGGCAGAUAUCUGUGAACAGCCUCAGGGCAUCCAGUGUGUGGCCCAGAACUACCCUGACAUGAGUUUGGACAUGUUGGGUCAGGAAGUGACGUGUGAUGUCAACUUCGGUCUGGUGUGCCGCAACAGGGACCAGAAAGGUGAUUUUGGGAUGUGCUACAAUUACAUGAUCCGGGUGCUGUGCUGCAGUGUGAGCCAUUGCCAGGGACCGACCACCACUGCGGGCUCACCCCUCACACCACGGACUGCCACCACUGCUACCCAGACCCUGUCCUCCAAGUCUCAGGCCAACACUAGUGUAACUGUGACCAGAACUUACUCGGCUUUCACCACGGUAGCAACAAGCUUCUCAAAAACUCCACCCGCCUCUAGCUACACGGCCACUACUGUUACAUCCUCUACCAGAAGCACCCCACAUGUUUCAAGUGUCACGGAAAGUAGCAGCCCAGGAACGGUCUCCUCUAUCCAUACAACACUCACCAUCAUGCCUAAAACAUUACAGCCAUCGACACCUGCUUUGACAACAAAGCAAACUUCCUCUACUGGAAUCGCGACCAGAAUACUUACUGGUACAGCUGGCACUACCUUUUCAAAACUUCCACCCACAAGCCUAACUACAGUCAUAGAAGAGCUGUCUACCAGUACACCAAGGAUACAGACGCUACCAGAAACCAUGACUACUGCCAGCACCAGCCAGGGCACAACCUACUGCCAGCCCAAGUGUACAUGGACGGAAUGGUUUGAUGUAGACUCACCAACCUCAGGGGUAAUAAGAGGAGACAUAGAGACCUAUGAAAACAUCAGAGCUUCUGGUAAGAAGAUGUGCCAAGCACCAGAAAAGAUUGAGUGCCGGGCAGAGAACUAUCCUGCAGUCAGCAUUGAUAAGGUUGGCCAAGUAGUAAGCUGCAGCCUGGAGACAGGGUUAGUCUGCAAAAAUGAGGACCAGACAGAUGAUUUCAAAAUGUGCUUUAACUAUAAUAUACGUGUGCUUUGCUGUGAUGACUAUAGCCAUUGCCCUAGAACAACGGCUGUUCCACCAACAUCUACCACAAACAAGCCUAAAGCAAGUAAUGAGGUCCCCACCAUGGCCACCAGUUCAUCAACAAGACAAAGACACUCCAUCAAAGCUACCACACCUUCAAAGACUUCAGACAGCCUGACGACCACUGUUAUCCAUACAGGAUCCAUACAUUCCACACACUCAGUCAGCACGCCUGUGACCUCUACCACCUGCCAACCCCAAUGUCAGUGGACAGGGUGGCUUGACACAGACUACCCCACGUCUGACGGCGAGGGAGAAGACAUUGAGACAUAUGAGAGGAUCAGGGCCACUGGGGCAGAUAUCUGUGAACAGCCUCAGGGCAUCCAGUGUGUGGCCCAGAACUACCCUGACAUGAGUUUGGACAUGUUGGGUCAGGAAGUGACGUGUGAUGUCAACUUCGGUCUGGUGUGCCGCAACAGGGACCAGAAAGGCGAUUUUGGGAUGUGCUACAAUUACAUGAUCCGGGUGCUGUGCUGCAGUGUGAGCCAUUGCCAGGGACCGACCACCACUGCAGGCUCACCCCCCACACCACGGACUGCCACCACUGCUACCCAGACCCUGUCCUCCAAGCCUUAUCCCAACACCAGUCCAGUUGAGACCUGGUCUCCUUCAGGCUCCACCAGCAUCCAGGGCUCAGAGAUGCCCACCUCUGGGAUCCUAACUGCAAGUGUGUCAUCCCCACCCAGCACUUCUCUGACAGCCACCUCAAAGACCACUCAGCAUCCCAGGAGCCCAGAAUCCUCUGGGACUCCUUCAGUGGUGACAACAAGGUCCACCUCUCAAGGGCACUCCCUACCUCCCAGCAGUCCCCAUGCUACCAGCUCAUUCUCAGCAACAACCUCAAGGACUUCCCUGGCCAGAGGGACAACCUUCUCUACCUCUCUAACCACCCCUGGACCAUCCUAUUCCCCUCCUGGAAGCACCAGCAUGAGCUCAUCCACGGCGGCCUCCACAAGCAGAGCAAUUACACAUUCCAAGACUACCCCAGAGCUCACUGGAGCUCCUUCAGCCAGCACCACAGAACCACUCAGGACACCGACCACGGCCACUUCAGCAGCCAGCACGGUCACACACAUGGUCAGCACGCCUGUGACCUCUACCACCUGCCAACCCCAAUGUCAGUGGACAGGGUGGCUUGACACAGACUACCCCACGUCUGACGGCGAGGGAGAAGACAUUGAGACAUAUGAGAGGAUCAGGGCCACUGGGGCAGAUAUCUGUGAACAGCCUCAGGGCAUCCAGUGUGUGGCCCAGAACUACCCUGACAUGAGUUUGGACAUGUUGGGUCAGGAAGUGACGUGUGAUGUCAACUUCGGUCUGGUGUGCCGCAACAGGGACCAGAAAGGUGAUUUUGGGAUGUGCUACAAUUACAUGAUCCGGGUGCUGUGCUGCAGUGUGAGCCAUUGCCAGGGACCGACCACCACUGCGGGCUCACCCCCCACACCACGGACUGCCACCACUGGAAGACUCUCUAGUACUGCCAUAAACACUUCUUGGGUUUCUCCUAGUACCCUCAGCCACACUUCAGCUACUUCCACACCCACCAGUACUUCCAAAGAGAAUCAGUCUUCCUCUCUGGCGAGUACUAGGACUACGGUCAUCUCUACUCCACUCUCCAGUUCCACGCGCUGCACUCCUCAAUGUACCUGGUCAGAUUGGCUGGACCAUAGCUCACCCAUCCCUGGGAGUUCUGGAGGGGAAUUUGAGACCUAUGCCAACAUUAGAGCCGCUGGAAUUGCUAUAUGUGAAAAGCCCAUGGACUUAGAAUGUGAUGUUGUUGACCAGCCCCAUGAGCCUCAGCAGGAGUCGAAUCAGGUGAUCAACUGCAGUGUGAACUUUGGUCUGGUGUGCAGGAACCUGGACCAGCCGGGGCCCUUUAGUGUAUGCCUCAACUACCGCAUCCGUGUGCUUUGCUGUGAUGACUAUAGUCACUGCCCUAGUACCUUUUCCAGCACCAGAACGUCAGCACUACCCUGGUCUACCCACACUCCUCUGGUCCCUUUCACAACCACAGUGGCCUCAAGCACUGAGUCCACCUUUCAGACCAAGCAUCCCUUCAGCUCCCCAGUGCCAAGUACCCAAGCAUCCACAUGGACCACACUUACUGACUCGGGCUGUGCACCUCGAUGCACAUGGACAGACUGGUUUGAUGCAGACUUCCCUAACCCUGGCCCCAGAGGCGGGGACUUUGAGGUCUAUGCAGUGCUACGUGAGGUUGGCUUUGUGUUCUGUGAGCAGCCCAAGGACAUCCAGUGCCGCUCUGAGAAGGAGCCAGACAGGCCCCUAGAAACUCUAGAGCAGGUGGUCCAGUGUGAUGUGCGAUUUGGGCUUAUAUGCAAGAAUAUCAACCAAUCGGGGCCUUUGCAAUAUUGUGACAACUACCAUGUGCGCCUCCUCUGCUGUGACAACACCACCCACUGUACCACCCCACCCAUGGCCACCCCCUCCACUCUUCCUUCUCCCUCUACCCUGUUGUCCACUCACACUUCCCCAAUCUCGAACACCAUGACCUCUCCCCGUGUAGCCACGAGCUCCACUGUGCCCCACUCCUCUUCCCUAGUGCCCACUCCCACCUCUCCAGUUCUGACCACCGCAACUUCACCUGGAGCCACGAGCCCUACUGCGGCCUCCUCCUCCACCACAGAGACCACCCACACCCCUGAACUUUCCCCCAGCAGUCAGGUGACCUUCAGCAUGUCUGUUUCUCCCUUGGGCCUCAGUACCGUUAGGUCUACUGUCUUUUCCAGCCAAUCAGUUUCCCCGUCACCCUGUUUCUGCCGGGCAUUUGGACAGCUCUUCUUACCUGGAGAUGUCAUCUACAAUAAGACUGAUGGAGCUGGCUGCCAAUUCUAUGCCACCUGCAACCAAAACUGUGAGCUUGACCGCUUCCAGGGUGCCUGUCCCUCCUCUUCACCUCCAGUGCCCUCUACCCACGUGCUUUUGUCUACCCUGCUUCCUGGCUGUGAUAAUGCCAGCCCUCCCCGGCAGGUGAAUGAGUCCUGGACCUUGGAGAACUGCACAGUGGCUAGGUGCCAGGGAAAUAACCAAAUCAUCCUCGAAGAGCCAGAGCCUGUGGACAAUGUCACCUGUGUCAACAAGCACUUGCCCAUCAAAGUGUGGGACCAGAAGCCUUGCCACUUCCACUAUGAGUGCGAAUGCUUCUGCAGUGGAUGGGGGCAGUCACACUACCUGACAUUUGAUGGCACCUCCUAUACUUUCCUGGACAACUGUACCUCGGUGCUCAUGAGAGAGAUCCACCCUCGCCAUGGCAACCUGAGCAUCCUUGCUCACAGCUACUACUGUGGGGCUACCACCAAUGCCACCUUCUGUCCCCGUGCCCUCAGUGUGAACUACAACUCUAUGGAGAUUGUCCUCACCAUCACCACCACUGGCAGUGGGAAGGAGGAGAGCCUGGUCAUAUGGGACCAAAUGUUGAUAAACUCAGGCUACACUAAGAAUGAUGUGACAGUGUCCUUGAGCGGCACCACCACAAUGAGUGUCAACAUUUCCACCAUUGGCACCAGCAUCACCUUUGAUGGACACAUCUUCCAGAUAUGGUUACCCUACAGAUUCUUCAGCAACAAUACUGAGGGCCAGUGUGGUACCUGCACCAAUAGCCAGACAGAUGAUUGCCGCCGGCCAGAUGGCACCAUAGCUUCCAACUGCCAGGACAUGGCCAAAGACUGGCUGGUUCCCAGGAACAGCAACAACGGCUGCUUAGCUCAGCCUAGCCCUCCCCCAAGCACCACUUCCCAGCCCCCAGUAUCCAGCACAUCCACCUCUACCCCAUGUCCCACUGCACCCCUCUGUGAGCUGAUGCUGAGCCAGGUCUUCGCUGAGUGCCACAGGCUCAUCCCUCCAGAUACCUUCUUCAGUUCCUGUGUCAAUGACCACUGCAAUGCCAAUGUCACUGACAUGCUCUGUCAAAGCCUGGAGGCCUACGCAACACUCUGCCGGGCCCGGGGUGUGUGCGUCAACUGGCGCAAUGCCACUGAAGGGCUAUGUGACCUCUCCUGUCCACCCACUAAGGAAUACAGGCCUUGUGGACCCCUGCAUCCAGCAUCCUGCAGCUCCAGGACCCUGAGUGUUUCAACUGAGAUGCAGGCAGAGGGCUGUUUCUGCCCUGAGAAUCAGCUCCUCUUCAACUCCCGCAUGGACAUCUGUGUGCAGGAGUGUCCCUGCGUGGGACCAGAUGGACUACCCAAGUUUCCAGGAGAACACUGGAUCAGCAACUGCCAGUCCUGCGUGUGCGACCCCAGCGCUGUGUCAGUACAGUGUGAGCCAGUGCAGUGUGAGAGCCAGGAGCUCCCACAGUGCACAAAAGCUGGCUUUGUGACUAUGACCAGGCCCAAGGCUGACAAUCCAUGCUGCUCCGAGACAGUCUGUGUCUGCAAUACAACCACCUGCCCCAAGAGUCUGUCCAAGUGUGAGCCAGGGCACGAGCUGAUCCGCAUCUACGAGGAGGGCAGCUGCUGCCCCAACUCCAUCUGCAGACCCAAGAUGUGCACACACAAUAACACCCUCUAUGGGGUUGGUGCAAACUUCCCAGGGGAUGUUCCCUGCCAAACAUGCACCUGCUUCUCUGUGGGCAAUCAAGAACCAAAAGUAGAGUGUAGAGAGAUCCUUUGUACCACCUUCUGCCCCCAGGGCUUCAAGUACACACUGGUGCCGGGGCAGUGCUGUGGGGAGUGUGUACAGGAUGCCUGCUUCACACCAGAGGGCCAGACAGUGCAGCCCCAUGAAACCUGGGUGAACAGCCAUGUUGACAACUGCACAGUGUACCUCUGUAAGGCUGAGAAUGGAAUCCAUGUACUGACUCCACUCCCCAUGUCCUGCCCUGAUGUGUCCAACUGUAGGGGAACCCUAAGGAAAAUAGGUUGCUGUUACUCCUGUGAAAAAGAAGACUCAAGUACAUGUCAAGUGCGUGUAAGCACAACCAUCCUGCGGCAUAAGGGCUGUGAAACAGAGAUGGCAGUCAAUGUCACCUUCUGCGAGGGUUCCUGCUCUGGAACGUCCAAGUACUCCUUGGAGGUCCAGGCCAUGGAGCAUCAGUGCACCUGCUGUCAGGAGAGCAAGGUCCAUGACGUAGCUGUGGCCAUGCAGUGUCCCAACGGUACAGUCAUCCAGCACACCUAUACCCACGUCGAUGAGUGCAGCUGUGCCCUGGCCUGCAGUUCCCUGCCCAUGGCAUCCAUGAACACUCCCUAAAGCCCAGAGCUAGAA
Messenger RNA from Microtus oregoni (creeping vole), 13743 nucleotides. It is a transcript of the gene Muc5b, whose product is annotated as mucin 5B, oligomeric mucus/gel-forming. Gene Ontology annotation, molecular function: protein binding. The transcript has 53 exons. Gene Ontology annotation, cellular component: extracellular matrix. Bases 1 to 13728 code for a protein of 4575 amino acids. Lineage: Eukaryota; Metazoa; Chordata; Mammalia; Rodentia; Cricetidae. The record is from RefSeq and is a predicted model, not a curated record.